Molecule: messenger RNA, 477 nt
Organism: Silurus meridionalis
Lineage: Eukaryota; Metazoa; Chordata; Actinopteri; Siluriformes; Siluridae
Gene: gngt2b
Product: guanine nucleotide binding protein (G protein), gamma transducing activity polypeptide 2b
Exons: 3
Coding region: 163-372 (69 amino acids)
Biological process (GO): G protein-coupled receptor signaling pathway
Cellular component (GO): heterotrimeric G-protein complex
Molecular function (GO): G-protein beta-subunit binding
Source: RefSeq, a predicted model, not a curated record
CAAGUUAAAAACAAAGACUAGGCAUGAAAUGAAAUGAAGAGGAGAGGAGUGAGAAAAAGGAGCUCAGUUCACUCAGUCAGGUGUGGAGACAGGCUGAUGAUAUCCUAGGUGACAUUGAGAGAUUUCUUGAAUGACUGAAGGUCCCACCAUUGAACAGGUAAGAUGGCACGGGACAUGUCUGAUAAGGACAUCAUGAAAAUGGAGCUGGAGCAGCUGCAGAUAGAAGUUAGCACUCCCCGGAUUGCAAUGUCUAAAACGACCCCAGAGCUUGUCUCUUUCAUUGAGGCGGCAUCUGCAGAAGACCCCUUAAUUAAGGGAGUUCCUGAAGACAAGAAUCCCUUUAAGGAAAAAGGAGGUUGUGUUAUUACAUAGCGAUGACCUUGCAAUAAUAACAGAAGGCUUCAAGAAGUGCUGAUUACAGGGGUUUCCCAUUUUGUACUUUCUACAGGCAAAAAUAAAAUUGAUUUACUUCCUCAA